Messenger RNA from Dacryopinax primogenitus, 2825 nucleotides. RefSeq lists its product as uncharacterized. The coding region runs from base 1 to 2811 and encodes 936 amino acids. The transcript has 2 exons. The record is from RefSeq and is a predicted model, not a curated record. NCBI's taxonomy places the organism in Eukaryota, Fungi, Basidiomycota, Dacrymycetes, Dacrymycetales, Dacrymycetaceae.
AUGGCACCUCCACCUGUACCAGCGCAGCAGUUUUUUCAGGACCAGACGCACCACCAUCGAGCAGGAUCUCACACUUCUUCGUACUCGCAUCAUUCCCACACCUCACAGCAGUCGCAGCAAUCCCAACGUUCGCAGGUAUCGCAGCAAUCUCAACAUUCGCAAGUCUCGCAGCAGUCUCAACAUUCGCAGGUCUCACAGGUCUCCAAAUACACUCAGGGCUCUGCAGCACUCUCAUCAACUUCAUCUGCACCGACACUCCUCUCCCUCUCGCUAUCUCCACCAUACUCCUUGACCUCAUCCUUCGAUCAUUCCCCUUCCCCAGCUACUCCUUCUCCUGCACAACAGAACGGUGGUUUAGGGGAUUUGAGCAGCGUGUUGAGCGCACUGCAGGAGCUGCAUCCCGGUGCAGCGCGGGUUAGAGAAGGGGAAACGCGUACCGGGACUCGAGCAGGGACACCUCGAGCCUCCCCGCCCCGCACGGGUAGGCGAUACGGCACACCCUUUCCUCCGAGUGCUCAACACGAUGAGGACGACCUAGACGACGAUGAAGAAGAAGACGAAGUCGAUGAAGAGGAGAGCAGCCCGCCCUCCCCCAACUCCGAAGCUGAGCUUUCGACCGUAUGGAGCGGACCGCUCAAGGACAUCUACCUCCUCCCCUCUGAGCGGGAGAACUCGGACGACGGGGAUGACACUAGUGAUCCCAGUCCAGUACUCAACGCUUUUCUGCCCAUGCCCACGCCGGUCCCGUUUGAAAUUGCGAGAGGGAGGAGGGUCACCCCCACCGGUCAUGCUACGCCUCUUCCAGGGCCAUUUGCGCCACAUUUCCUCCAAAUGCACCCCAGUUGGGCACAGGCACAGGUGAAUGAAGAAUGGUUACAUGAUCCGGCCGCUAGCGGAGGGAUGAGUGACGACCCGCCCUCGUCGGACCCUGCGGAACUCGGUGACUUUGAGAGCGUUUUGGCCUAUCUUCAUUCGCAGACACGACCUUUAAGGGAACUCGCACAUACAUCAAUGUAUUCUUCCAGCACCGGUGUGGAUACCAAUAUGAGGACCAACAGCAGCACGAACUACUACCCGACCUCUGGGUACUACCCCGGCCCCACGCAGACAUACGAUUUUGCCGCACCGCCCACCACUGGCGCGCAGAACGCAGGCAGUGACUCGGACAGCAAGCGCCGUGCGUUACUAGACGACCUUGUCCGCUAUGCAGGGGUGGGCGUCGUCCUCCAGGGUGCAAGGGCGGGCAGCAUCCUAGACGAAACCGAACCGGACGACGUGGAGAUUGAUCUGGAGUUGGAGGGCGAGACGCUCACAGGGGAUUCGCUCCAUUCCCAGGCAUAUGGCGGGAUAGGAACUGUCAUGCCCGGCGUGUCCGCGGGUGCAUGGGCAGGAACUCUGUGGGCCUCUAAUGUUGGUGGGCUCGUUGGGCAGACACCAAAGACGCCCGUGAAGAUCCUCCUUCCCUCAUCUGCUGCUGAUCAUCGUCCCCUCCCGCUUCCACCUACCCGUGCUCAGCCUACACCGAACGCAAAGAAUAAAACUCACCAGCAACCCAGCGCCGUUACCAGCAAGUCGAAACACACGAAGGACUCCUUGCCUGCAGCUCUCGUCCCCCUCCCUUCCCUAGCUCCUCCAGACAGGCUAGCGAAGUUAUGCCAGAAAUUAAUGAUCGAAUUCCCCUUAGAGAGGGGAUUGCUAGAGAUGGGGAUGCGGGAAACGGAGAGGUUUACGAGGAGGUGGGGGACACAGCUUGCUAUAGGGGAGGGUGAAGAGGAGCUCGGACAGGAAGGAGGAGAGGUACACGUGUUUAUUGAUCACUCCAACAUCCUAGUAGGCUUCCUCGAGUGGCUGAAGCUGAAUCCCCCACCACCUUCACAUCCCUCUCACCCUUCGCACCCGUCCCAUGCGAGCCACACCCAGACAACGCCGACAACGCCAUCCGGCAAACCCAAGCAUAUGCUCUCCUACCCUUCUCUUGCUCUGCUCCUCGAGCGCGGUCGUCCUAUCACGAAACGUGUCCUGGUCGCUUCCUCACCAUUGUAUUCGUCCCUCGAACCGAUUGAACUCUGCGGGUACGAAGUGAGUGUGUUACAGAGGGUACCACAGAAGGCGCGCGAACGGGUCAGCCAAGCUGCCAGCCGUGCGAAGGGCUCUUCGCCUGGCGGUCCGGGUGGCAAAGGAGGCAAAGGCAAUAGUCCACAGGGGCCAAAGGCGGUCAGCGUGGGCGGCGCCGCGACGCGAAGGAAAGGCGUAAUUACCAAACCCUCUGCCAAGCAAGCCGCCGGCGACAGCAGUGAUACCGACCUGGCGCCUGCCACGCCUAUGCGUGGUUCUCUCGCUGGCAUUCCGGUCCCUACCCCUCAAUCGGGCUCUGCAAGCACGAGCGCAGGAAGCAGGCCCCCGAGGUUCAAGGAACAGGCAGUGGACGAGCUCCUUCAAUUACAUAUCUACAAGUCGAUCCUUUCACACCCUUCCGCCCCCUCCCACCCAGGAUCACCCCAGCAGAGGAACACGUUGGUCAUCGCCACGGGUGACGCCGCCAGCUCGGAGUUCAACGAAGAGGGCUUUGUAGGUUGUGCUAGAGCGGCUGUGAGAAUGGGCUGGAAUGUCGAGGUUGUUGGUUGGGCGAAUGGUGGCGUGGGCAAAGGCUGGUGGAAGCUACUCGAAGAGUUGCGUGCAGAGGCCCGCGCUGAGAAAGACGAUACCCGUGACGCUGAUAAGCACUGGGUGAGCGCCAAGAAAUCUGGUGGGAUAGAAGACAGGCUGAGGGUGAUGGGCCUCGAGGAGUGGGGAUGGGAUUUGCUGGAAUGAGGAGAAUUCUAACG